Exaiptasia diaphana is the source of this 1939-nucleotide messenger RNA. Its product is annotated as serine/threonine/tyrosine-interacting protein A. The coding region runs from base 138 to 788 and encodes 216 amino acids. The record is from RefSeq and is a predicted model, not a curated record. Gene Ontology annotation, cellular component: cytoplasm; nucleoplasm. The transcript is spliced from 11 exons. Gene Ontology annotation, molecular function: protein tyrosine/serine/threonine phosphatase activity; F-box domain binding. NCBI's taxonomy places the organism in Eukaryota, Metazoa, Cnidaria, Anthozoa, Actiniaria, Aiptasiidae. Gene Ontology annotation, biological process: negative regulation of protein binding; negative regulation of SCF-dependent proteasomal ubiquitin-dependent catabolic process; protein dephosphorylation.
AACUAAAAUAACAACAAAAUGGCGGUCAAAUGGGACAGAAGUGGUCUUCUUUGCGAAAAUGUGAUUUAUGGUUGUUUUAAGUAGUUAAAUUCCAUUCUGUGUCAUUUAGCAGAGUCUUUGUAAAGUAUAAGUAUCAGAUGCAGUCUGCUACAGGCGUGUGUUCUUCGUUUGGCUUCCCAGAGCUUCCUAACAAAGAAGAUGUUGUGGACUGGACAUAUUCCAAGCGAAGGGAAAUGCAGGAAAUAGCUCCAGGAAUUUUUCUGGGUCCAUACUCCUCAGCAAUGAAAAGUCAGUUUCAGAACCUUAAAGCACAACAGAUUACACACAUUGUCUGCAUUAGACAAGACAUUGAAGCAAACUUUAUUAAAGCAAAUUUUAAAAAUGAUUUCAGGUAUUUAAUUUUAGAUGUGGCUGAUUUACCUACCGAAAAUAUCAUCAGACAUUUCCCCAAAGUAAAAUCUUUUAUUGACGAAUGUCUCACUUGUCGAGGAAAAGUCCUUCUUCAUGGAAAUGCAGGAAUUUCACGGAGUGCUGCUCUUAUGAUUGCUUAUAUAAUGGAAACAUAUGGACUUACAUAUAGAGAUGCUUUUCAACAUGUACAGCAGAAAAGGUUUUGCAUAAACCCUAAUGAGGGAUUUGUACAGCAAUUAAUGGAAUAUGAACCGAUAUAUUUAGCAAAUUUUCAAGCAAGGCAACAAAAGAACUUUCAGCCCUUUGCAAGAGAAAAUGCAGGCAUCAAGAGARCUUUUGAAGAUGAAGUAGACACAGAAGGGAAUAUGGAAUCGUAGCUAUCUUUUUUACGAUGUUAUCAUGUAUUCACGGACAUUUCCCAAUUUUAAUACCAACUAGUAUCCACGCUCCUCAUUGUAAAAAAUGCAUUUUAAGCGUGGAGUAUGCWCUAGCUCAGACAUAACACAAGACAAUUGAGAAAACAAAGCACGAGUGCUUGACUACUCAAGAGAAAACAAAGCAAUGCUGCGUCCAUUGUCGGCUUAUGUUAAUACUUGCGUAUAUACAGUUAUAUUAGAGAUCUUGUCGCGCUGAAAAUGUAUAUGAAUAUUCUAGAAAUCAUUCUACAAUUCUUAUCCUWGUGCAAAAUGUUCAGUCAAAUGUGAGUUUUCAGUCCUCAGUUACUGAGAUGUACCUUCAAUUAUCUCUUACUCAUCAACGACAUCUGUUUAAAAGACGUUGCAUUUAUGCAUAGUUAGUUAUUAACUAUGAUUAUUUCAUACUUGAUUCAGUUUUCUUUGUUAUUCAUAGUGUUGUAUCUCGCUUAUUCCCCAGCUCGUUGUGUAUUCAAGUGCUUUAUAUCGAAGCUUCAGGGAUAUAUCUAGAUAUCGCCCCCAUUUGAGGGCAAUAUCUAUAUAUUGCCCUUGAAUACCUAAUUUACUACUACGUUCAACUUAGAAAUUUUCCGUCUGAAAUUGGUUAUGAAAUUGGUUAUGAAUUGGUUAUGCAAAUUMUUCCCGUUGGGAAUUUUCAAUACUGUAAAUUUCGUAAUCUUUGUAAUCGAGGGUUUGGUUUUUAAUUCAUAUGAAAACGGCUUCUUUGCCUAUUUAAAAAUGAAAAUAUUAAUGCAAUGCUUGGAAAACUUCUUCAAGUAUGAAAUAAUAUAAGCCAGUUACAACCUCGAACGUCGGCAAUCAGCCUAUACAUCCCUCGGGCCUACGGCCCUCGGGAUGUAUUAGGCUGAUUGCCGACGUUCUCGGUAUGUAACUCUUACUUUAUGCAAGCGAGCUCAUGAGCAAUGUGCAUUUUGAAGAUAUUUAUCUGUAAACCUUUUCUUUGAUAUUACGAGUAUUUAAACCUCGCAAGACUUUGAUAUUAAUUUCAUCUUGAUUUCACCACACUAUGUUUGGUCUUGAUUCACAAAUUUAGCUUGUAUCUUGUCUGUAAAACUAGUUUCGUUUUUAUUAAACCUCCUCAGUUACAAGAUUAA